AUUCUCUUAUGGUUUGAGAUCAAUUGCGCGAUUUUUUCAUUCAUUCCUUUUCCUUCUCUUCCUUAUCUUUUUACAUGCCUGGAGCCAUUCAUUGCCAUGAGUCGCUACUCCCUAGUCCGUUGGCCACGUCUUGUCACUGCAACACAAUAGCCGUUCCUAGCAAAUUACUGCAGAUCAUCCUUGCGCUGGCAAAUACUAUGCAGGAAACAUAUGAAGAAGAGAUCGACAUCCAUUGUGUAAUACAACACCAUGCAUCUCUAUUGUUCAAAAUAGUCAUGAACCAGAAACUUCUCGAGUGCUGGAAACUGGACUUGACCCACUUAUCCUACAAGGACUUGGAACUUAACGCUAUUCAAGCACGAAUCCACGUCUACCGUUCUAAACUACCCAACAGACCAUUGUCAGUUAAAUCAAUACGUAUCCAUCAAGAAAUAUGUGAAAGCUAUUUAGAAUUCGGCCAUGAUGCCCUCACUGUCAAAACGCUCGCUACAGCAAAUCCCUCAGACCAUGGGAGUUUUAGUCUGACUGUGGAGAGCCUAGACAACGUUACACGGCCCGUGCGACUCAUCAGUGAAUUCCCAAUCAAGACCAACCAUUUUCAAGAACGGGCCACCAAACCACAGAACGUGCCACGAGUAGUUGCCAGGCGGCGCCUUUCUUGCUUGUCGCUUUCGGCUAUUCACGAUGAAGAUUCUCCCAACAAUCACGAAGACCAUUUUCGCACCACCGUGACAGGAAAUAAGCAGUUGCAAUAUACCAUCGCCAACCCCGCCGCUGCCUUAUCUUCAUCACCUCCCUCUGACAUAGGGGCCAUUGAUAUUCCCUCGACCAGAAUGGUACGACGCAAAAGUACCGUGGAACAUUUCGUCGGCAGUUUUGAAGAAAAUUUACUGAACAAUCGGAUGUCCACCACGCCGGCGGCUACCAUCCAAUUUCACGCCACGAUUUGUGCAGUGGCAAGAGGAUCGGUCAAGAAAAGAGAAAAUUUUCGACCGUCAGGACCUCAGUCGGUUGAUUUCGAGGCUCACAUGUACGAGUGGGACGGUAAACCGUUGCCGUACGCUGGAACCAUCGACCUUGGGUUUAUGCAUUCUCAAUAUCGCAUUCCUCCAAAAGGUCAGCUUCAAGUGAUGAUUACGCAAGGUGAUCGUGGCAUGGUCAAGGCAUUUAUUGUUUCGUACGAUUUACGAGAUAUGCCAGCCAACCACUCAACGUUUGUCAGACGACAGGAGUAUGUAACAACACGGGAGAGUGGAACGAAAACUCUCAAAUACGCCAUCCAUAUACCAAUUAAAACCUCCAAGCACAGACAGCUUUAUCUCCAGGGACCCAUUCGCGUCGUGUUCUGCAACUACGCGAACAAUGCGGACGACCAUGUGGAAGUCAAAAUGGAAUAUCCUAGUGUAUCUUGUAAAUAUUUACCCAUAGAAAAUGUGACGUCUUCUUCUAUCUGAUUCAAUGGAUGGAAGCACGUCGAUAGAUAAUAAAUGGAAGUGUACAGUCGGUAUCGACCGCCGUAAAUCUAAA
Umbelopsis ramanniana AG is the source of this 1527-nucleotide messenger RNA. RefSeq lists its product as uncharacterized. The record is from RefSeq and is a predicted model, not a curated record. The transcript has a single exon. NCBI's taxonomy places the organism in Eukaryota, Fungi, Mucoromycota, Umbelopsidomycetes, Umbelopsidales, Umbelopsidaceae. Bases 75 to 1454 code for a protein of 459 amino acids.